Liolophura sinensis is the source of this 3276-nucleotide messenger RNA. RefSeq names its product sodium- and chloride-dependent glycine transporter 1-like. Bases 241 to 1959 code for a protein of 572 amino acids. Gene Ontology annotation, biological process: sodium ion transmembrane transport; amino acid import across plasma membrane; nitrogen compound transport. The record is from RefSeq and is a predicted model, not a curated record. Lineage: Eukaryota; Metazoa; Mollusca; Polyplacophora; Chitonida; Chitonidae. Gene Ontology annotation, cellular component: plasma membrane. The transcript has 14 exons. Gene Ontology annotation, molecular function: amino acid:sodium symporter activity.
GCGAAUGACGACAAGCCACCGCCUUACAAAUCGUUUGUGAAGGAAGAUGACAAAAUCCAUGACAAGGCAGAAUCGGAUACUUUCGGUGAAGAUGAAAACAAGGAACGUGGAAAUUGGAGCGGAAAACUGGACUUCAUCUUAUCCUGUAUUGGAUUUGCAGUCGGUCUUGGGAACGUAUGGCGAUUUCCAUACAAGUGUUACGACAAUGGCGGAGGUGCUUUCCUAAUUCCCUAUACCCUGAUGUUGGCCCUGGCUGGACUACCGUUAUUUUUCAUGGAACUGUCAUUUGGCCAGUUUUCAUCUCUAGGACCAAUUACAAUCUGGAAAAUUAGCCCACUGUUCAAAGGUAUCGGUUACUGUAUGGUGAUCAUUUCCAUAUUGGUGGACAUCUACUACAACGUCAUCAUUGGCUGGUCAUUCUACUUUCUGUUCCGGUCCUUUACCUCUGUGUUACCAUGGUCACACUGUGAUAACGACUGGAACACCGAAAUGUGUGUGGAGAUCGGAAACCUAAAUUCCAGCCGGGUACAAAAUAUCACAGAUAAACUUUGUCAAGUCGCUCUCAAGGCCAAUCCGCUAGCUAAUUGCUCAGUUCCCAAGUUUUCCACCCCUAGCGAAGAGUUUUGGAAACGUCACGUGUUGAACCAAACAGACGGUCUUCACGAUAUCGGAACCUUACGCUGGCAAACCACGCUGUGUCUUAUACUCGCCUGGACAGUCAUCUUCCUCUGUUUAGCGAAGGGCGUGAAGUCAUCUGGCAAGGUUGUAUACUUUACCGCAACAUUUCCGUAUGUUGUUCUCCUGAUCUUGUUAGUUCGAGGUUGCACGCUAGAAGGCUCUUUGGAUGGAAUUAUAUUCUACCUGACCCCUAAAUGGGAGUACCUUCUUAGAGCCCAGACCUGGGCUGUGGCCGCUACACAGAUCUUCUACUCUCUGGGACCAGCUUUUGGUGGUCUGAUCACAAUGGCGUCUUACAAUCGCUUCAACAACAACUGCUACAGAGACGCUCUGAUCGUUGCUAUUCUGAACUGUGCCACGAGCGUAUUCGCGGGAUUUGUUAUCUUCUCGCUGAUUGGCUUCAUGGCUCGGAUGAUGAACAGAGAUCCUUCCAAAGUAGUAGAUCAGGGUCCAGGCCUGGCGUUCAUCGUGUACCCCGAGGGGAUCGCCCAGAUGCCCAUCUCGCCAUUGUGGUCAGUUCUCUUCUUCGCUAUGCUGCUGACACUUGGGGUGGGCAGUCAGUUUGUGAUGGUGGAGAACGUAAUCAGCGCUAUCGUAGACGAGUACCCGGUACUGAGAACCAGGAAGACGUGGGUGACGCUGGUCACGUGUGUGGUUAUGUGUCUGCUAGGCCUCCCAAUUUGUACACAGGGUGGAAUCUAUCUAUUUGUUCUCAUGGAGAAUUACACGGCCGGAUUCUCACUGCUCACUGUCGCUUUUCUUGAGUGUGUUGUGCUAUGUUGGGUCUACGGCUACAAUAAUUUUGCUGCCGAUAUAGAAAUGAUGUUAGGAUUCAAACCAAACAUUUUCUGGAGAAUCUGUUGGUCGUUCCUCACUCCUGCAAUUUUGUUGGCCAUAAUGGUGUUCUCCUUCGUCCAGUACGCACCGUCCGUCUAUAACGAGUAUGUGUUCCCGGCCUGGGGAGAAGCCAUCGGCUGGCUUAUGAUGUUCUGCUCCAUUGUCCUCAUCCCUGCCUUUAUGGUCACCCAGUACUGCCGGUCUGUCGGAUUUGUUCAGUCGUGCUCUAAAGUAGUGACCCAUAGGAGCGACUGGGGACCGGCUUUAGAAAAGCACCGGGCGUUGGACCUUAGGUAUAAAGCUCCUCUGGGAACAGACGCGUGCGCCAUGGGGCAGAAAUCGAAGUCCGAUGCAACAGUUGAGAGAACGAGCAAGGAGAUGAAGGAUGUGCUUGAGACAGACUAUGGUAAAGACAAUCUUACGUUUGCAAAUGAUCACUUGUGAAGUUGAGGCACGUCCUGGAUCGUCAGCGGUAAAGCAAGCAUCAUUGGAAGUUGGAAAUGUGAGGCAGAUGUAGUAUGGAAGAGAAUGCAGACAUUUCUAUGCAUGGAUGCAGAGGGCCGCUUGUGAAGUUCCGGAACAUAAAACAUCAGGAGGUAGAAUGUUUUGGAACAUUUAAUAACUAGCAUAACCAUUUUUUUUUUACACAAUUCUCAACUCACGUAAGAUUCGGCGGCAUGAUUGCCUGGAGUAGUCCUCUGCAUACUUAAGCAUCAAGUACGAAUUUAACUCACUACACACUGUCCAAUUAUCCUAGACUCGAGGUCAUAAUACUCUUCAAUCAGGGCCGAAUAAACAACCACAGAAAAACAUCUUGAUAAGAAAAGAAAUCUAAAACAUCACAGAUCCAGAUUUCUAUCAAAAUAGUGUAACUAAAUUAAGCACUCCGCCAUGAUAUUUUUAACUUUUGGUGUUUAAUCUUUUCUGAUGUUUUUAUCAUUCGAGUUUAAGCUUCCGUGAUAUUUCUAAUAACUGGUCUCUAUUAAACCAUGUAGAUAAUCGGGAACGUAGUCUUCCAUGGGAAUGAUCACGAAUAAGAAAUCAAUAAGAAGUAUUGGCAUUUAAGAAGGUUUUAUGCUGAGUCCAUGACUUUUAAUUUUGCUCAUGAACAACAAUCAUCCCAGAACAUGUUUUUCUGAGAACCAUUCACUAAUAUCUUGUCUAAAUUUUAACCAUAGAAUUUACAUAGUUUACAACCUUUUUUAAUGCGAAGAAAGUCGAAUUCUUAUAUUUCGUAACAUGACAAAGACCAGAAAAAAUAACUACCAUAUUCUCUCUCUGCACUAAACAAAAAUCUCGGAGGACCAAAUUUUGGGUGUUCUGUUUCAUAUCAAGACCAACACCCUGACCUCCGUCAUAUCAAUGACAAGAUCUUGAGCUUUCCCGUCAACCACAAAUCAAAUAAACCAUUAAAUAAAAACAAGAAUAUCUUCAAAAGAUUGUUUAGUUAACACUAGAAAUGUUAAUUACAAGUUAUUUAAGCCGUUUCUUAGGGUGCUAUUUUCUCGCCAGAACGUGUAUUAAUGUUUUAUUGAUAUAUGUUUAAAACCUCAUUUUCCUACAUAUACUUUAUUUGGGUUUUAUACAUCCAUUCAAAUAUGUCCAAGAACCUCUUCUUAUAGAGGCGUGUUGAUUUUUGUGCCUGUGUUUAUUAUAAAGAGUUCUCGUCUCCCUACGUGUGUCAUUCGCAGAUGACUCGUGAUAGGAACAAUUCACAGCCACGUAAGCGCCAACCAUUCUUUAAAUAAUCUCAUUCGAAAA